Besnoitia besnoiti is the source of this 2361-nucleotide messenger RNA. RefSeq lists its product as uncharacterized. Bases 1 to 2361 code for a protein of 786 amino acids. The transcript is spliced from 2 exons. The record is from RefSeq and is a predicted model, not a curated record. Lineage: Eukaryota; Apicomplexa; Conoidasida; Eucoccidiorida; Sarcocystidae.
AUGGCGCCUCCCCGCAGCGGGAGCGCGACUGCGGGGGAAGGGCCUGCUGCCGCAGACCGGCUUCGAGGCGUGGCAUCUGCCGCAGACUCUCCUGCUGAGGAGGAGCGCGGCGCUCUUUUGAGGGAAUCAAAGCGAUCCGGAGGCAGGCACGGUGAUGAACGCGGACAAGGGCGUGAAGGGCAACGUGCGAUGCGUUGCGACCGAAUGCCUGAGAUGCACCAGGAGCAUAAACAGUACGUGAAAAGGCUACGUCGCCUGGAGAAAUUGUAUGUGAGACUGCAGACGCCUCGACGCCUCGUGGCGGCUCUCGGGGCUCUUUUUCUCUCAUCGCUCCUCCUCUCGGCGGUCAUCCUCUUCCUCUUUGUCCUCUGGGACCCCUCCGGCAACCGUCGCCUUCUCUGGCCGGCUGCUGUGCUUGUAAAGGCUUUCGGCGUGGCCUUCUUGGCCACCACCGUUCUGGGCACUAUCGCGAGCGUCAUAAUUUUCUGCAUUUUCAAAGUCGGGACCCUCCUGUUUUUCGCCUCUCUGUAUAUACACUCAAUUCUACUGUCUGUCUUCGUCUCUGCCAUCUGUACACAACAACUGAAACUAAUGGAGGCUCUUCUCGCUUCCCCAGUUUCUGCGAGUUCCCCUGUCUUCAAUGCAGCCCCUUACCUCCUCUUUGCCUUUGCUCUGCUGCUUUAUGGUGUCUGUACGGACACACCGCAUCUCUGGGCCUGGAUUACAUUGCCUUCGCUCCUGAUCACUCAAGUUCUUAUCGUCGAGUUCCACUCUUUCCAAGCAGCGCAACCUUGCGUGUCUUUUCUCUCUGUUCUACGGACCGCACCAUCCUGGAUUGCUUUCAUGUUACUCCUCGUCUUACACGCGGGCUACGCCGCCGUCUACUCCAAGGCGUUGAGUCCCAAGGGUGCAGUCUCAUUCUUCUGGCCUCCUAAUCCAUGCGUCAUCCGGUAUCCAUCAUUUGAAGACCACACAUGCCUUGGCACAGAACCACGGUAUAGCAGGUGCACACUGAGUCAGUCAUUCGUCAACUCGGAGGGAGCCCCUUGGAGGGGGGCAACAACCUACUUCCGCACGCCAGGUGAUAUCACGGGAAGUGAAGAGCAGCAGCGGAAACGAAUUAUCGCAAAGUACAAGGUGUCUGUGCAGCGGAGCUUAUGGCGGCACGCAGUGACUGCGGCAGGCUGCGGGCUCAUCGUCGUGGGCAUCAUUUUACUUUCCAUCCACUGUAGCACCUCGGCCCCUGAUCAGCCUCUAGCCUCCGCACCUGCAGCUACAAGCUUUCUUCGCUUUCUCCUGCUCCAGGCCAGCGGGGGGAAGUCGGAGUCGUUAUCGGGGCAAGGGGCGUAUUGGAGGGGGUCGCGGCUCUCAGACGAUGGAGAGACGAGUCGCGUGGCAGCACUGAAGCACUUUCUCUCUACUUCCCGGGCCCCCGCCGACGAGCAAUUCUUCUCCAGGGAGCGGAACCUACAUCCCUUUGUUACGGACUUUCCUUCUUCAGUUCGCGCUUCUCUUGGGGGCAACGUGCUGACGGUCCGCAGUGCGCCGUGGGAAGCAUCCUAUGCAAAACAUCACGAACGGUACUUGGCACGAACCUCGCGCGCACUGAGGCAUAAGCAGUCGCCGCGUCGUGCCGCACUGCGAAGCCGCGCGACUCAAGACCAGAGUCUCGAUCUAACUGCCUCGUCGUUCGCCUUUGCGGCUCUUUCUGCGGUUCCAGACGCAGAAAGGCGGCCUCAGCUUCAUCCAGGAGAAGCUCUCGGCGAAGCGACAGUGGCUAGUACGCUGCCAGAAGAGGGGGCAGAGGACGGGGCUGCUGACGCCGCUCCCGGCGGACUUGAUUUCGUGUCCUCAGAUAGUGGCGCAGGCCGAGAAUCGACCGGAAGUGGUACCACGCUGCUGCUCUACGGCAUUCUCUCUUUUGGAUGCGGUGUCGCACUUGCUAGUGCACAGCUCGUCUGGCUUUUGGCGUGCUGGAUCGACAGCCUUGUCUUCUCAGCGAUGGCGCUCAUCAAUCGGAAUCCGCCUUGCGUGCUCAAAGCUCCUGACAUGUUUUUGCCUCCUGAGACUCCCGAGCUUGGCGAAGCCGGUCCUCUCCUUUCGAAGCUUUUCCAAUCGAGACCCGCCUCCAAGAGUCUCAAGGGGGUCCACGGCGCCCAGCAGGCGGCCUCUGGUGCGUCGGCAACGGACUCGUCUGCGCAUUCAGACUCCACCGACGAGGAGGACCUCGACAGCGAGAGCGUAGCGUCUGUUGAGGCGGCAGAAUUUCCCACGGACUCCGAAGACGACUGGACAGAGAAGCAGGCUGAGCAAGUCGCCGUCCACGGAGGCGACAGGGGCACUGGUUUGGAAGGGCAAUAA